AUGAGGGCUUUAACGUUAGUUCUGAGUUGUGUUAUCCUGGCUGUUUGUUUGGUGCAGCACGCAGGAGGCGCCAGCACGGCAGUAUCUACUACUACAACGACAACAACAACAACAACCACGGAAUCCUCCUCCGACACCACAACUACUACUGAAUCAUCUAGUGACACUACCAGUACCACUUCAAGCUCCAGCUCUAGCUCUAGCUCCAGCUCUUCUAGCUCCUCUUCUGCAGCACUUAAACGGUUGAGAAGGAGGCUGAAGCGUCUCAGACGUUUGGAACGUCUGAGGGCUGCCAGAGAGAGAAGGAGAAUCCGCAGGCUUUUGGCUGCCGAAAGGAGAAGGCUUGCUAGGAGAUCAACUGGUACCAGGAGAGAAGUUUGUCUGGUACAUUACGUCGAAGGCGCCAGCACAACUACGACGACGACAACAACAACAACGACUGAAGCCACAACCUCCACAACCACGGACUCAUCAGAUACAACCAGCACCACUUCGAGCUCGGCUGCCGCUCAGGCCCAGCUGAGACAACAGCUAGUUAAACUGAAGCUAUUGCUUAGUUUGAGGGCCGCUAAAAAGAAAGCAACUGCCAAGCGUAAGGCGGCUGCCAAGCGUAAAGCUGCUGCCAAGAAAAAGGCCGCCAGGAGAAGGGCAGCCAGGAGAAGGGCCGCCAGGAGAAGAGCAUCUGCUUCCAGAAGAUCGUCUUCUUCUACAAGAUCAGAACAAAUCCUGGCCAUUUGCCUGGUUAAGCAUGCCGAAGGUACCUCUACGACUUCAACUACGUCAACCACAACCACAACAACGACUGAAGACACAACUUCCACAACCACGGACUCAUCUGAUACCACCAGCACCACUUCCAGCUCUGAAGCAGAUUUGGCUCGGCUGAAAAUAAAGCUAGCUCGACUGAAGCGAUUGGCUCGUCUGAGGACUGCUAGAAGGAAAAGAAUUGCUGCCAAGCGUAAGGCUGCUGCCAAGAAAAGAGCAGCCAGAAGAGAAGCUGCUUCCAAAUACUUCCGGCAGAUCAGGUGCUUCCAGAAGAUCAUCAUCUUCUCGGAGAUCGUCUGA
This is a messenger RNA of Drosophila nasuta, 1065 nucleotides long. RefSeq lists its product as uncharacterized. Lineage: Eukaryota; Metazoa; Arthropoda; Insecta; Diptera; Drosophilidae. Bases 1 to 1065 code for a protein of 354 amino acids. The transcript is spliced from 3 exons. The record is from RefSeq and is a predicted model, not a curated record.